CUAUUUCCGUUCAUCUUUGGUCUUGCUUCUUGUGUGCGGUUUAAUUAAGAAUAUUUAUUCUUAAUUAUUGUUGAAAGUUACAAAUUAAUUUGAAAUAAAACAGUAUUACAAAAAUGGCUUUACAUAUACCAAAAGCACCGGGAGUACCCCAGAUGUUAAAAGAUGGGGCGCGGAUGUUUUCUGGUUUGGAAGAAGCUGUUUACCGCAAUAUAAACGCUUGCAAACAAUUUGCACAAAGUGUUCGUUCCGCCUAUGGACCUAAUGGCAUGAACAAAAUGAUAAUUAACCACAUUGAAAAACAAUUUAUAACAAGUGAUGCAGGCACAAUCAUCAGAGAAUUAGAUGUUGAACAUCCUGCUGCAAAACUCAUGGUUUUAGCCAGUCAAAUGCAAGACGCUGAAGUUGGUGACGGCACUAACUUUGUUAUUGUUAUAUCUGGAGCCUUAUUGGAAGCUGCUGAAGAGUUAUUGAGGUUAGGUGUAACUACAAGUGAAAUUGCUGAAGGAUAUGAGAGAGCCUUGGAUAAAUGCCUGGAAAUACUUCCAGAGUUAAUUUGUCAUGAAAUCAAGGAUUGUAAAAAUGUUGAUGAUGUUGUUAAUAGUAUUAAACCAGCUAUAAUGUCUAAGCAAUAUGGAAAUGAAGAAUUUAUAGCAAAACUUGUAGCUAAAGCUUGUGUCGCAAUUCUUCCUGAAAAUACUACAUUUAAUGUUGAUAAUGUCAGGAUAUGUAAGAUCCUUGGUGCUGGACUUUUGCAAUCAGAAGUUCUCUCAGGAAUGGUUUUUAAACGAGAGGUUGAAGGUGAUGUUAUGGGUGCAACUAAAGCUAAAGUUGUGGUAUAUUCUUGCCCUGUUGAUAUCACUCAAACUGAAACCAAAGGAACAGUUCUUAUCAAAUCUGCUGAUGAGCUGCUUAACUUCAGCAAAGGAGAGGAAUCUCUAUUAGAAAAACAGAUCAAAGACAUUGCUGAUGCAGGUGUUAAAGUGAUUGUUGCUGGAGCUAAAUUUGGCGAUAUGGCUCUUCAUUUCCUUAACAAAUUUGGUGUUAUGGCUGUACGUCUCAAUUCUAAAUUUGAUCUCCGUCGUCUUGCUAAGACGGUCAAUGCAACUGUAUUACCCAGAUUAACUACUCCAACAGCUGAAGAAUUAGGUUACUGUGAUACUGUGAGAGUUGAUGAAGUCGGAGAUACCAGAGUAGUUGUAUUCAGUAUGGAAAGCAAUGAAUCUCGUAUUUCCACAGUUGUUAUCAGGGGUUCUACAGAUAACUACAUGGAUGACAUUGAAAGAGCAAUUGACGAUGGUGUAAACACAUUCAAAAACAUUGCACGAGAUGGAAGAUUCCUGGCUGGUGCUGGAGCAACUGAAAUUGAACUGGCUCAACACCUUCUGACCUAUGCUGACACUUUACCUGGAUUGGAACAAUAUGCUGUUCGGAAGUUUGCUGUUGCACUCGAAAGUAUUCCACGUGCCUUGGCUGAAAAUUCUGGAGCGAAUGCUACAGAAGUUAUCAAUAACAUCUAUAAGGCUCACAGGGAGAACAACAAGUUUGCAGGAUUCGAUAUAGAUUCAGAAAAUAAUGGUGUUUGCAAUGCCAAAGAAACGGGUGUUUUGGAUUCAUAUGUUUUAAAAUACUGGGGCCUUAAAUAUGCUGUUGGUGCAGCAACUACUAUUUUAAAAGUUGACCAAAUUAUCAUGGCUAAGAGAGCUGGUGGACCAAAACCCAAAGCAAAGGCUGGAAGUGAUGAUGAGUCCUAAUAAAUUCAAAAUGCC
Molecule: messenger RNA, 1766 nt
Organism: Vanessa atalanta (red admiral)
Lineage: Eukaryota; Metazoa; Arthropoda; Insecta; Lepidoptera; Nymphalidae
Gene: CCT8
Product: T-complex protein 1 subunit theta
Exons: 6
Coding region: 114-1751 (545 amino acids)
Biological process (GO): protein folding
Cellular component (GO): chaperonin-containing T-complex
Molecular function (GO): ATP hydrolysis activity; ATP binding; ATP-dependent protein folding chaperone
Source: RefSeq, a predicted model, not a curated record